UAUGCCUGAUGAAUCUAAUUGAACCUAGAACUAUUUCAAACUAGUUUCAAUGGAUUCCACACGACUUUCCCUACGUCCAUUCAAGCUCUCUGAUGUUGAUGACUUCCUGAAAUGGGCUAGUGAUGAUAGAGUAACGCGGUAUCUUAGAUGGGACUCCAUUACCUCAGGGGAAGAAGCAUUGACAUAUCUUGAGAAGGUUGCCAUACCCCAUCCUUGGCGUCGGUCCAUAUGUUUGGAUGAUCGUUCAAUUGGCUACGUUUCAAUUAGGCCAGAAUCCCGCGAUGACAGAUGCAGAGCACACAUUAGUUAUGCUGUGGGCACAGAUUACUGGGGGCAAGGGAUAGUCACCACUGCAUUGAAGAUAGCCGUCUCUAAGGUGUUCAAAGAGUUCCCAGAUUUGGUGAGGAUAGAGGCAAUGGUAGAGGUAGAAAAUAAGGGGUCUCAAAAGGUGUUAGAAAAGGUUGGAUUUCUUAAAGAAGGGUUGUUAAGAAAGUACGGAUUUUGUAAAGGAGAGAUCAGAGACAUGUUUAUCUAUAGCUUCUUAGUGACAGAUAGUUUGUUGUGAGUGAUAUUAAUUAUAAGCUGUGCCUUUAGUCUUACAAUCUUCUUCUUUCAAUUUUUGUUUUCCCAUGUCUUUUGAGUUAUGAACUAUUGGAGCUAGAUUUUAAAUGUUUGGUAAGGUUAGGCCCUCCAUUUAUACUGAACUUGCAAAAGCUAGAAGUUGAUUACAUUUCCCAGCUGGAAA
Molecule: messenger RNA, 745 nt
Organism: Quercus lobata
Lineage: Eukaryota; Viridiplantae; Streptophyta; Magnoliopsida; Fagales; Fagaceae
Product: putative [ribosomal protein S5]-alanine N-acetyltransferase
Exons: 1
Coding region: 50-565 (171 amino acids)
Molecular function (GO): acyltransferase activity, transferring groups other than amino-acyl groups
Source: RefSeq, a predicted model, not a curated record